AUGUGGAGGUCUGCUCGUGCCGCCCUGCUGCGAGCCAACGACCGGUCCCAACGCUCCUCUAACCGGCGUCGCGUCCCAGCCCCGGUCUACCAGCCUGGUCAGCGUGACUGGCUCCUGGCCAAGGACCUCCCCAUCCCGACGACCUCUCGCAAGCUCGCCGCUCGCUACGUGGGACCCUACACUGUGGAGAGGAUCAUCAAACCCACUGCGCUUUCUGUUCCAGAUGCGUUUUUGAAUUAUUACCUGGACACAUGUGUGUUCACCUCAUCUGAGCUUCCUGACAUAGAGUACAUACGCUCUCUGUAUUUCAAUAAGAUAGAAUAUCUCAGGUUUAACAGCACUGUGGGGAAGUGGGUUGGAUAUGAUCAUCUUGGUAUCUAUAUCGCAGAGCGCUUUAACAACGAUCCUACAGAUCUGGCAGAGAUGAGAGCUCAGAAAGAGACGUACUGCAAACAUAAUAUAGAUGGUUUUUACCGAGAUACACUGGAUAAGACAGCUGAACCCAGUGUGAGACUGACUUCAGUGACGCCCCCUAGUGGCCGACAUCCGGCCAUGCUGAUGUGCAGUGUCUACAACUUCUACCCCAAAUACAUCAGUGUCACCUGGCUGAGAGACGGACAACCAGUGACCUCUGACGUCACUUCCACCGAUGAGCUGGCAAAUGGUGAUUGGUACUACCAGAUCCACUCCCACCUGGAGUACACGCCCAGGUCUGGAGAGAAGAUCACCUGCAUGGUGGAACACGCCAGUUUCCCCUCUCCUAAGAAAGUGGACUGGAAUCCCUCCAUGCCACAAUCAGACAGAAACAAGAUCGCCAGCGGAGCGUCAGGUCUGCUUCUGGGUUUGAUUUUGUCUUUGGCAGGUCUGAUCUACUACAAGAGGAAGGCCAGAGGGCGUGUUCUGGUUCCAACUACCUGAAGCAGGAAGUGACGCUUCUUCCUCGUUGGUUGUUUUGGUGGCAGUCCAGUGUGUGUCGCUUUCACCUGAAGGUUUUCUCUCAGGUUGUCAGUGCUGCCCCCUGCUGGAUCUCAUUACCUCCUGCUCGUAUUCUUACUAAUGCUCUACAGAUUCUGAUGUCAUAGACAUAUAAAGAGUAGACGCCGCAUCGACCGCUGCUGCCUAUUGACGCUGACGAGCCGUGGGGCCGCCAUCUUGGGCCGGUCACCCGCUCCACUCAGUGUAAUGUGUUUGGCAGUCGCAAUGAACUGUCAGCGCAGUUAAUCGAUCAUAACUCGCUGAAUACCAAACUGAUUUCCACGCCUUUUUUGUUGCUGAAAACGUCAUACAUGUAGCUAUGAUACAGGACUCAUGGUUUGACGUAUUUUAAUGUUCAUAGUUGGCUUGACAGUAAUAGAAUAUUCUGAUAUAUGAUAUAUGUGAUGUAUGAUAGGUAGCUACCGUAUUGUUCUGAAUAGAAGACGGGGUUUUUACCCUGGAAAUACGUAUGAAAAAGUGGGGGUCGUCUUACAUUCGAGGUCUAGACUUUUGAAUGUCAAUAUACAUUCUCACUCAGUCAGAUUUGUUUCAAGACCGUUCUAAAAUUAGACCACCUCGAUGGUUAAUGCAGUUAUUGAAAUGUUGAAACGGUUAUUUUUUCACUAUGAGAUGGAUAGUCUCAAUAGACUACAGUUUAUUUUCAUUUGUAUGCUAU
Molecule: messenger RNA, 1651 nt
Organism: Lampris incognitus (smalleye Pacific opah)
Lineage: Eukaryota; Metazoa; Chordata; Actinopteri; Lampriformes; Lampridae
Product: H-2 class II histocompatibility antigen, E-S beta chain-like
Exons: 6
Coding region: 1-918 (305 amino acids)
Biological process (GO): positive regulation of T cell activation; immunoglobulin production involved in immunoglobulin-mediated immune response; antigen processing and presentation of exogenous peptide antigen via MHC class II
Cellular component (GO): MHC class II protein complex; membrane
Molecular function (GO): MHC class II protein complex binding
Source: RefSeq, a predicted model, not a curated record